Messenger RNA from Notodromas monacha, 1177 nucleotides. The record is from the annotation of a GenBank genome assembly. Lineage: Eukaryota; Metazoa; Arthropoda; Ostracoda; Podocopida; Cyprididae.
AUGGUUGAUGAAGUUUUAGAGGAUGCGCCGGAAAGGGGAUUUUUGCAAAUUUUGCAAAUCGGCGGAUCAGCAGUUUUCGUCAUUCCGCUGAUUUCCAUCGUGGAGCACAUCGCAGUGUGCAAAUCCUUCGCUCAGAGGAGAGCAGUCGACGUGGAUCAAGAACUUGUGGCACUUGGAGUGAGUCAAGUUCUCGGGGCCUUCGUUCAUUCGAUGCCAGUCACAGGUUCAAUAUCAACAACUUGCGUCAACGCGGUUUCGGGUGUAAGGACUACCUUCGGCGGCAUCUGGGCAGGAACGAUUGUGUUGCUUUCGUUGGCGUUUUUGACUCCGUACGUUGGAUACAUCCCGUUGCCUGCUUUGGGAGCAAUCGUGAUCUGCGCAGUUCUUCAUUUCAUCGAGUACAAAGAAGCGAUGGAUGUUUGGAAGACGAAGCGAGUUGACAUGGUUCCGAUGAUGGUGACCUUCUUGGCCUGUUUGGUGAUUGGACUUGAAUGGGGCUUCCUGGUUGGUGUCAUGUCGAACUUGCUCAUGCUGCUCAUCGUCACUUCACAUCCGAACGUUCCCACACUCAAAUUUCAGAUUUCCGACGAUACGAAGGUAGUGGUAUUCCGCCCAGACCGAUUUUUAUUCUACCCUGGCAUCCAGAAGGUGCGAAACCUCAUCAAUAAAGGCGCAAAACGCAAUAAGGAUUCCUUGAUUGUUGUGGACUGCAUCAACUUGGUUGACAUUGACUUCACAGCAGCCAAAGGACUGGGUGCUGUCGCAAUAUCCUUAAAACUGAAUCAAAGAGAUUUAGUUUUUGUCAAUGUAUCCCAUCCUGUUGACAAAGCAUUGAAAGGAUUCACCUCAGAUGGAGUAGUGACUUAUGAAACUGCACAGGACUGGAUCAACACAAUUGAACAAAAAGCCAUGUCAGAAUCGGACAAAGAAGAGUUUGGAGUGCUGCUGAGGUCCCUGUCGAGGUUGGACAGCAGAAAUGACGAAACUGAAAAGCACAGAAUCGACGCCGACAGUGAAGACAGUGAAAACGAAGAACAAUCAUAUUCAACACGUGUCUGAUGAUUUGAAUUCGACGGAAUCGACUUCCUAGAAAAAUAUUUCACGUCACUUUUUCUCAGAGCAUUCGUGAAUUUCUUCCACGCCUGAAUAUAAUAGUGAUUUAAUAGAGAAAAAUACA